Molecule: messenger RNA, 2001 nt
Organism: Galeopterus variegatus (Sunda flying lemur)
Lineage: Eukaryota; Metazoa; Chordata; Mammalia; Dermoptera; Cynocephalidae
Product: E3 ubiquitin-protein ligase TRIM37-like
Biological process (GO): negative regulation of centriole replication; protein autoubiquitination
Cellular component (GO): aggresome; peroxisome
Molecular function (GO): ubiquitin protein ligase binding; ubiquitin protein ligase activity; zinc ion binding
Source: RefSeq, a predicted model, not a curated record
AUGGGGGUAGCUGGCGCUGAACCUAGAGUGAUGGGCUGGCAGGUGGGGCCGUUGUCGGAUCGCCUUGACGUGGUGCCGGGCUGUUCUCGGCCAUUUGACCUGGCUACCCCGGGCCAGCGCCUAGCAGGUCAGACCACCGACUCCGCGGGUCCCCAAGGGCCCCGCCGUGAGCCGAAGGCAAUGGACGAACAGAGGUGUUUUAUUUGUAUGGAGAAAUUGCGGGAUGCACGCCUGUGUCCUCAUUGUUCCAAGCUUUGUUGUUUCAGCUGUAUUCGGUGCUGGCUGACAGAGCAGAGAGCUCAGUGUCCUCACUGCCAUGCUCCGCUCCAGCUAUGAGAACUAGUAAACUGUCGUUGGGCAGAAGAAGUAACACAGCAGCUUGAUACUCUUCAACUCUGCAGUCUCACCAAACAUGAAGAAAAUGAAAAGGACAGAUGUGAAAAUCACCAUGAAAAACUCAGUGUAUUUUGCUGGACUUGUAAGAAGUGUAUCUGCCAUCAGUGUGCACUUUGGGGAGGAAUGCAUGGUGGACAUACCUUUAAACCUUUGGCAGAAAUUUAUGAGCAGCAUGUCACUAAAGUGAACGAAGAGGUAGCCAAACUUCGUCGGCGUCUCAUGGAACUGAUCAGCUUAGUUCAAGAAGUGGAAAGAAAUGUAGAAGCUGUAAGAAAUGCAAAAGAUGAGCGUGUUCGGGAAAUUAGGAAUGCGGUGGAGAUGAUGAUUGCACGGUUAGACACGCAGCUGAAGAAUAAGCUUAUAACAUUGAUGGGUCAGAAGACAUCUCUAACCCAAGAAACAGAGCUGUUGGAAUCCUUACAGGAGGUGGAGCACCAGUUGUGGUCUUGUAGUAAGAGUGAGUUGAUAUCUAUGAGCUCAGAAAUCCUCAUGAUGUCACAAGUUCAUCGAAAGCCGAUGGCAUCCUUUGUUACCACUCCUGUUCCACCAGACUUUACCAGUGAAUUAGUACCAUCUUACGAUUCAGCUACGUUUGUUUUAGAGAAUUUCAGCACUUUGCACCAGAGAGCAGAUCCUGUUUACAGUCCACCUCUUCAAGUUUCAGGCCUUUGCUGGAGGUUAAAAGUUUACCCAGAUGGAAAUGGAGUUGUUCGUGGUUACUAUUUAUCUGUGUUUUUGGAACUCUAAGCUGGCUUGCCUGAAACUUCCAAAUAUGAAUAUCGUGUAGAGAUGGUUCACCAAUCCUGCAAUGAUCCUACCAAAAAUAUCAUUCGAGAAUUUGCAUCUGAUUUUGAAGUUGGAGAAUGCUGGGGCUAUAAUAGAUUUUUCCGUUUGGACUUACUUGCUAAUGAAGGAUACUUGAAUCGACAAAAUGAUACAGUUAUUUUAAGGUUUCAGGUACGUUCACCAACUUUCUUUCAAAAAUGCUGGGACCAGCACUGGUAUAUUACCCAGUUGGAAGCUACACAGACUAGUUAUAUCCAACAAAUAAACAACCUUAAAGAGAGGCUUGCCAUUGAGCUGUCUCGAUCUCAGAAAUCAAGAGAUUUGUCACCACCAGCUAAUCAUCUCAGCCCCCAGAAUGACGAUGCUCCUGAGACACGAGCUAAGAAGUCUGGGUCAUGCUCGGACAUGCUUCUUGAGAGUGGUCCUACUAUACUUUCUGUAAGAGAGGCCAAAGAGGAUGAAGAAGAUGAGGAGAAGAUUCAGAAUGAAGAUUAUCAUCAUGAGCUUUCAGAUGGAGAUCUGGAUCUGGAUUUUGUUGGUGAAGAUGAAGUAAAUCACCUCGGUGGCAGCAGUUCCUCUGCUAGUUCCACAGCAACAAGUAAUACAGAAGAGAAUGACAUUGAUGAAGAAACUAUGUCUGGAGAAAAUGAUGUGGAAUAUAACAACGUGGAAUUGGAGGAGGGAGAACUGAUGGAAGAUGCAGCUGCUGCGGGACCUCCAGGUAGUAGCCAUGGCUAUGUGGGCGCCAGUAGCAAAAUGUCAAGAAGAGCACAUUUAUGCUCUGCCGCUACCAGUAGUCUACGAGACAUUGAUCCCUUA